This is a messenger RNA of Fusarium oxysporum Fo47, 713 nucleotides long. RefSeq lists its product as uncharacterized. The transcript is spliced from 2 exons. The coding region runs from base 59 to 616 and encodes 185 amino acids. Gene Ontology annotation, molecular function: ubiquitin protein ligase activity. Gene Ontology annotation, biological process: protein polyubiquitination; ubiquitin-dependent protein catabolic process. Lineage: Eukaryota; Fungi; Ascomycota; Sordariomycetes; Hypocreales; Nectriaceae. The record is from RefSeq and is a predicted model, not a curated record.
AUUCAAUACAGCUUUUCCUCAGGAUUUACCUCGCCGCUAGCUUCCAGUUGCGAGUGGAAUGCCAACCUCUGUUGGCCAGCCCGACAUGGCCCGUAAUAAUGUAUCACGUUCACGGGCCAAUCAACCUCUGUAUCGUCUUAUAGAUGACAUAAUUCGGUCUGCUGGAGAGCCUGCCAUAGUACGGCAGAUGAUCCCACCUGGGACUAGGAUCGAUUGGCCAGUUGAAGACCUAGCAACAUAUGAGGCUCGAUGUCAUUCGAUGACCCCACUGCAGGUUAAUAGCAUUGUCGAUUUUAGCGCUCUCGACUUUGCUGGUGCAGUAGAUGAUUGUUUGAUAUGCCCUAUAUGCAUGUUUACUAUUAUGACUCCGGUUGUAAUACCAUGCAAUCAUAUCUUCUGCCUCGAAUGCUUACAGAGGCACUAUGAGAUCAGCCAGACGUGCCCAAUCGAUAGGAAGAAAUUCCGGGCAAAUCGAAUUCGGCUCUCAAAGGAUAUCGCCGAGCAGCUUGGCAACCUUAUUGUGUUUUGCCCAAACUAUCCUCGUGGAUGCACGAAGCAAACGAGACGACGGGACGUGCUCACUCAUGCUUUGAACUGUUCUCAUAUGUCCUCAUAGUUUCCCUGUUUCUUAGGUCUAGGUAUUAGCUACGUAUACUCCUACAACCUCGUGCUUCAGCACCAAUCGAUCAUACAAGUUUUGUACUAUUAUUUUC